Oppia nitens is the source of this 988-nucleotide messenger RNA. RefSeq lists its product as uncharacterized. The record is from RefSeq and is a predicted model, not a curated record. Lineage: Eukaryota; Metazoa; Arthropoda; Arachnida; Sarcoptiformes; Oppiidae. The coding region runs from base 17 to 988 and encodes 323 amino acids. The transcript is spliced from 5 exons.
UGUUAGUUUAAAUGCUAUGCCUAUUAGCGGCUAUUAUAUUGUUUUUAUUUAUUACAUAAUUAAUAUUAAUUGUAUAGUUAUUAAGGCAUCGUUUAAUCAGCCAAUUUGUAAUAAUUUUGAUAUCCGAUCGCCAAUCGAUGGCAUAACUGAACUAAAAUCGGGCCAGAAAUUGAUAUUCAAAGGCCGGGAUAUCUGGCUAGUGGACAGACGCCGUAAUCGGUGUCAUAGGCGACAAAUCGGUGACAUUAUUAGUAGCGGCGGCGGCGAUGGCGGCGAUACUGACGAUACUAAUGAAUUGCUGGCCAACAACGGUAUCAGUAUCGGAGUCGAUGCCGUGGCCAACGACCCGCGCCUACAUUUGACAUUCAUAUUUAAGGACAAGUGGCUAUGGUUUGUGGAUUCGGAUCUAAAGAUUAGGGAAAAGUCGGUAAUCGCUUCGGUAUUUUACGAACAGUUAGAUAGUGUCGAUGCAGCCCUUUAUGCUGUCAAUCAACGAUACGAUGGUUUUAUACAAUAUGAUCGGUUAUAUCUGUUCAAAGACAAUCAAAUGUGGACCUAUUAUAUCGAAAUGUUUAUGAAUGAAUAUUAUGUUAAACCAGUGGAUACCAAACCAAGAUUAUUGGAUCAAUUAAGUCAACUAUUGCCCCGACAGCUGGACUCGGCCUACAGUAACAAUAGUUAUGUUUAUUUGAUUGCCGGCGGCAAACAAUAUAGGAUUGAUAGGCAAAAAUUUGUGGAUAAUCAUGAACUGACCGCCGAUGAUAUACAGAUAGAGCCGGCACUGACCGAUAUUAUUGAACUCAAUUUAUGGACAAUUAAGACAAAACAAUUGUUAGGCAACUAUGAUCUCUAUAUAAUUGCCGUAAUUGUGUCGACAAGUUUGACAAUAGUUUAUUUCCUAACAAAACUAUUGAUUAUAUUAAUUAAAAACAAAUGUUUUUCAUCAUCUAUUGAUAAUCAAAAUGAUCUAAACGUUUAUAUUGUUUAA